AUCUGUGUAUUUAUUUAUUUUUCGUACUCAAAAACAAAUGCAUUAGCUAAAUACAUGUUUGACCCUUUACCAAAAACUAAACCAACUUGACUACAGGAACUAAAUGUCGAUUGUUGUUUUCAGCCGGUGAAUAUGUCAGAUGCACCAACUGCCAGAGUAGCAACAUUAGCUUUAGCUGAUCAGAGAACGAAUGAGAAGUAAACUGGUCGCUCGUGCUGUGAAAUACCUUGUAUGUUUGUGAAAGUUUUCAUCAAAAUUCAGUUUUCUUAUAAUUUAUUUCCGCGGACUGUAUUUUCGGUUUGUCACACUCAGUUUUAGCCACAAUAUGUUUAUUUUAAGUCCAGCGGAACAUUAACGUUAGCUAACAAAAUAAGGAAAAGUGAAAUUUUUGAAGUCUAAAAGUGUAUCCUUUGUGUUAAUUUCUAAGGUGUGCAUGUGCGAGCUGCACUUAAAACAAAUAACAAUUACUAGCUGGAUUGCAAGUAAUUAAUUAUCUUCGGCCCACGGGAUGGCUGCUGCAGGACGAGAACAUGCAGCUGGACCAAGCACCGAUGACAAAGAUAUAGAUCUAUAUAGUGACCUGAAUCAAAACGAUGAGGAUUUGGAUAGAAUUGCAGAAGCAAAUGAACUUUUUGAUGCCGUUCUAACCGGUUCUGUUAACCAAGACAAGAAUGUUGCUACCAAGGAGUCCUUACGUAAGGAGACAUCAGCUAAGGAAGAGGAUAAAUCAACAGAAGCAAAUACUCCAAAAAGAGCAAACUCUCUAAGGAGACUUUCUGUAUAUGUUGGGCAUUUCCCAUGGUGGGUAACUGAGAAUGACCUAACAUCUAUGGCCAAAGGGUUGGGUGUGAAGAACAUCGCAGACAUCAAGUUUGCUGAGGACAGAAGUAAUGGUGUGUCAAGAGGCUUUGCAGAAGUGGUGAUAACGUCAGACGAGUCACUAAAACUAAUGUUGGAAAAAUUACCACAGUGUAAAAUCAACGGGGAAAGGAUAGACUGUCGCUAUGCCACUUGUCAGAACCUUGCUUUUUUUGAAGAGGAAGCAAACAAACGUGUACCCUUGCGAUCUAACAAAGAAACCAAGGAAUCUGAUUCGUCAGAUGAGAGUCUCUCAGUAUUAUUAGCACAGAAGACCACCCCGUCUGCUAUACCUCCACUUUUUCCAUCACAUCCACUUGCUAACAGCUUUCCUCCAUUACCCGGCCCUUCUUUUGGUCAUCCACCUCCCCUGUUUCCACAUAUGCCACAAACAAUCGCUCCGCUCAUGGCAGCCCCGCUGUUCCCUCCUCAUCCAGUCCCUGUCCCAAGCCACCCAUCUCUUGGUAUGCAUCCCCCAUACUUCAGCCCAGCACAGGAUGGGCACAGCAGCAAAGCUUACAGCCAACAAAAAAACACACCUAAAAGUUCAGAUCAACAUUUGGAGGAGCUUAUGAAUAGAAACAGAACCAUUGCCAGCAGUGCCAUCACAAAAGCUGUGAGUGGUGCAACAGCUGGAGACCUGCAGGUGGCCAUGGAAACACUAUUAACUGCCAUUGCCAUCAUUAAGCAGUCCAGAGUGUAUGGAGAUGAGCGAUGCCAGACGCUGGUCACAUCACUCAAGGAUUGUCUAGUCUCUAUCCAGGGCAACUAUGGCUACAGUGAACAAAGUCGCUCUGGAAAAAGAGACCGGGACAGGAGUCGGGACCGAGAGCGAGAGCGGGACAGAGACAGGGAAUGGAGCCGAGACCGUGAAAGAGACCUGGAACGGAGUCGAGAGCGUAAUAGAGACCGGGAACGGAGUCGUGGCAGAGAGCGCGAUAGAGACUGGGACAGGAGUCGUGACAGAGAGCGUGAUAGGGACUAUUCUUCUGUUUGUGAAGAUGCAGGAAUGUCUCGAAGACACCUGGAGCACUCCUGGAGUGGAGAAAGGGAAAAGGCGUAUUCACGGGAACGGGAAAGACACAGAGAUCACAGAGACAGGUACCACUAAUUAGACUGAAGUCCUGUGACUGAAGCAGAGCAAAGACAGGCCUUUUUUGAGGACAAAAGUAGAAGAAUUCCAGAUUAAACUACAGAUAUGCAUCUUCUAAAGUCCAAGGUGUACUUUUUUUCUUUGAAGGUACUGAGUUUCUUUUCUUUUUUUAAGUUCUCCAGGAUCUGUAAUUUUAGAUAAAGACUGUAGAAUUGUUGCUGGGAUAUCAACUUUCAAAGCUUGCAUGCACAGAAGCGCCUCCUAAUUUAUGUAACUGUAAAAUCUAUCACUUUUUGUAUUAAAUGUACAAAAAAAUAUCCAUAAACAUAAAUCCAAGUUGUUGUUUUAUCUGCUUACUGGGGACCACAAAAAUCAUUUAAACUGCCUCUGUUUGGACCACUGUUAACACAUUAAAAUGUAAAGCUAC
Molecule: messenger RNA, 2378 nt
Organism: Neolamprologus brichardi
Lineage: Eukaryota; Metazoa; Chordata; Actinopteri; Cichliformes; Cichlidae
Product: cleavage and polyadenylation specificity factor subunit 7-like
Molecular function (GO): RNA binding
Source: RefSeq, a predicted model, not a curated record